CGCAGACGCAACGUCGUUCAGUGCGGUUUUGGAGUUCGUAGUCUCUGGUCGUGAUCGUGCCGUUGUCGGAAAACCAAUCCCCCAAACUCCGAGCAAUUCGUCCAAUAGCGUGUGUGUGAGUGUUUUAGUUAUUGUGUGAAUACAAAUAAACGUGUGUUAGUAUUAGCCUUUGAUGGGAUUCAAUCAACUAGCUGUGAAUUGUGAGCAAAGUGCAAGGAUCCUCAACCGAUAUUGCCAAAGAAAAACAAGAGCAUAACCUCAGCUCCAUUUGGAGUUUCAGUUAGCAGCCAUGCUGACAACAACGAAGGAUAAAUCAUCGCUGCUGCUUGUCGCCUUUUUGGCCGCAUUAAGCUCACUGCAGCUUCAUUGUCAUGCCGCCUACCCAUACUAUGGCACAAAGAUCGGCGCACUUACACGACUUCACCAUGGCGUUUCCGGUGACGUUUAUGCCGUCGACUCGCGUACUAUUUUCAUAAAGAAAUUUAAUUACGAUGGCGAAGCUCCAGCUGCAUACUUCUAUGUCGGCAACACAGCACGUCCCAGCAACGAAGGCGCUGCUCGCCUUAGAGACGAAAAGGGCGGAACCGCUGCACUGACGCGCCGUUAUCGCAACAAGGACAUUACUCUAUCGCUGCCUGAAGGCAAGACGCUUCGUGACGUCAAGUGGUUUUCGGUGUGGUGCGAUGAGUUUGCAGUCAAUUUCGGAGAUGUGGCUAUACCAAACAGCCUGGACUUUCCACGCCCGCAAAAAAUAAGCGCCCUGAGAGGUGUUCAUGGCGUUUCCUCUGACAACAUUGUCAUCGUGGAUGCCCAGACUCUAUUGGUUCCAAACUUUAGCUACGAUGGUGAAGCACCAGAUGCUAAGUUCUGGGUAGGUCGUGGUCAGCGUCCGACAUCAGAUGGCCUAAGAAUACCGGACGAGAACGGUAAGGAGAAUCCGUUGCGUCGCUACGACCGGAAGACAAUUGUAUUAACGCUUCCCGAAGAUUUGACCAUCUUUGAUAUCGGUCAUUUUGGUGUCUGGUGUGAGGCAUUCACCGUUGACUUCGGUCAUGUGCGUCUGCCUGAAGGUCUCAAUGUGCCGCCCUCGCUAAAAAUGCUGGGCAUAAGUCCACAGUCGAAGCUAAACUGUGAGGUGCUUUAUGAUGAUCUGGCUUUUGAAGUACGCUGGGCCGUGGCCGGUGAGAGCAUCGUCGUGCAAUUGGUUGCUAAAUUGGAUCCCAACAAUUACAUGUCCUUUGGCAUUUCACCCAAUAAAAAUAUAAGUCAAAUGAUUGGCGCCGACGUUGCAGUGGCCUGGGUUGAUCCUGAAACUGGCAACGGCUUCGCUCAGGAUUAUUAUCUGGAAGGAAAGGCACAAUGCUCAGGUGGACGCGGUGCCUGCCCAGAUGUCAAGAUUUUACCAAACACAAACUCUAUUCGGUUGCUUAAUGCUGCUAUGGUAAAUGGCUACUCAAUUGUUACCUAUCAGCGUUCGCUUGCUGCCACGGAUAGUCUGGACUUGCCCAUCUCAGUGACUGAUGCAGAAUCCGCUGUCUGGGCCAUUGGACCACUGAAUGACUACAGAGAGGUCUCCUUCCAUACCUACUACAACAAACAUUUACAUCAUAUUGAAUUUGGUCGUCAACCUAAAUGGAAUUGUCCUUUGCCUGAGGGAGCCAAGUCGGGCAUCAAUUCCGCCGAACAGGAGGAUGAAGUCACCCAAAUUCCCCACAGCUUCGCUGGUGGUGCUGGAUAUCCUCCCGCCGGCCGUCCCUUGAACGUUGAGCCCGACGAGGAGUUUUAUGAGAAUCGGGCCCAAGCACUUCAUCGCACAACUCCCGUACAUGCUCCACAAAAACAGCAGGUGACCGCGCUAUCCACACAACAUCGCUCAGUGCCUACGCCCAAGCCGGUCAACAGUAAGGAUGCCUGGGAUAUUCCUGCUAUUCAGUGCCACGAACCCGAAGAUGGCGUCUUCUACGCCCAAAUGGGUCCAACAGGAGGCAAGCAUGGCUAUCCGGCAAUAACAGGUCACGUUGGGUGGGGCAUCUCGUGGUACAUUAAUGGUUUGCUCAUUCCCGAGCUCCAUGUAGUGAGAGGCAGGACUUACACAUUCGUGGUGGAAGGCGGCAAUAAUCCUGACAUACCCGCCAAGUAUCAUCCAUUCUACAUCAGUGACGAUCCUGUUGGAGGUUACGAGCAUAAGCGAGAGGAAGAAAAAAAGGCCGUUCGCAUCUUUGCUGGUGUACAUAGGUCCAGAUCCGGACAGGUCACUCCCACCGGAGUGGGUCGUCUGUGCAACUGGACUCCUGAUGUGGAAGGACCACCAGCCGAUGAUUAUCAAUCAUUUGGCGCGUACCAGCGUACACUUACACUAAAAUGCGAUGCAGGAGAACCAGGUGUGAUCAGCUGGAAGCCGGAUAAAAAUACGCCGGACACCGUUUACUAUCACUGUUUUACGCAUCGCUAUCUGGGCUGGAAGAUUCAUGUGCACGACUCGUGCAAUGGCAUUAGUGGUGGUGAUGGUAUAGGUGCUGCUUCAGAUCGGUACGAGAUACGUGAACCGGCGCCCAUCCGAGAAGACUACACCGCCGAGUCAUCGAUACGUCACGAAACCAAGAUGGCAUCCGCGCUGCUGAAGCUCUCGAGGAGAGCCUACUAAGGAACCAGUCCAUCGCCUCUGAAGCCGCUGAACCACCGACUCACAAUAACGAUAAAAGCGGCACUAACAACAACGGUGACAUUAGUAACAACAA
Drosophila albomicans is the source of this 2738-nucleotide messenger RNA. RefSeq names its product protein Skeletor, isoforms B/C (gene Skeletor). The transcript has 8 exons. The record is from RefSeq and is a predicted model, not a curated record. The coding region runs from base 290 to 2644 and encodes 784 amino acids. NCBI's taxonomy places the organism in Eukaryota, Metazoa, Arthropoda, Insecta, Diptera, Drosophilidae.